Cryptosporidium muris RN66 is the source of this 1392-nucleotide messenger RNA. RefSeq names its product eukaryotic translation initiation factor 2, gamma subunit, putative. The transcript has a single exon. Gene Ontology annotation, cellular component: cytosol; eukaryotic translation initiation factor 2 complex. The record is from RefSeq and is a predicted model, not a curated record. Lineage: Eukaryota; Apicomplexa; Conoidasida; Eucoccidiorida; Cryptosporidiidae. Bases 1 to 1392 code for a protein of 463 amino acids. Gene Ontology annotation, molecular function: GTPase activity; translation initiation factor activity; GTP binding. Gene Ontology annotation, biological process: positive regulation of translational fidelity; formation of translation preinitiation complex.
AUGUCAAGUGACUAUUUGUUAAAACAAGAUCCAGAUAAUUUGGAUUUGACAAAACUGACACCUAUAACUCCUGAGGUAAUAUCAAGACAAGCAACAAUUAAUUUGGGUACAAUAGGUCAUGUUGCUCAUGGUAAAUCUACUGUUGUAAGAGCUAUUUCUGGUGUACAAACAGUUAGAUUUAAAGAUGAAAAAGAGAGGAAUAUUACUAUUAAAUUAGGUUAUGCCAAUGCAAAGAUCUAUAAAUGUAGUAAUCCUGAUUGUCCACCACCUCAAUGUUAUCGUAGUUAUGGAUCAAGUAAAGAGGAUGAACCUAUUUGUGAAGUAUCAGGAUGUAAUCAUAAAAUGAAGCUAAUGCGACAUGUAUCAUUUGUAGACUGUCCUGGCCAUGAUAUUCUUAUGUCUACAAUGCUUAAUGGAGCUGCAGUAAUGGAUGCAGCUCUAUUAUUAGUUGCUGGUAAUGAAUCAUGUCCACAGCCACAAACAUCUGAACAUCUAGCAGCAGUUGAAAUAAUGAAGUUAAGACAUAUAAUUAUAUUACAAAAUAAAGUUGAAUUAAUAAAGGAGGCUCAAGCAAUAGAACAGCAUAAACAAAUUAAAGAUUUUGUAGCUGGUACAUCCGCUCAAGAUGCUGCAAUUAUACCAAUAUCUGCUGUAUUAAAAUUUAAUAUUGAUGUAUUGUGUGAAUAUAUAUGUACUCAGAUACCAAUUCCAAUUCGUGAUUUUACAUCAUCACCAAGAAUGAUAGUAAUCAGAUCAUUUGAUGUAAAUAAACCAGGUGAAGAUGCAAAAAGUAUGCGUGGUGGUGUUGCUGGAGGAUCAAUUAUUAGAGGUGUCUUAAAGUUAGGAGAUGAAAUUGAGGUAAGGCCUGGUAUAUAUAAUAAAAAUUCAGAAGGAGCAUUUGUAUGUCGUCCAAUAAGAUCAAGAAUAGUAUCUCUAUUUGCCGAACAUAAUGAUUUACAAUAUGCUGUAUCUGGUGGUUUAAUUGGAGUUGGUACUAAAAUAGAUCCAACUCUAACUAGAGCAAAUAGAUUAUCUGGUCAAGUCCUUGGGCACCCAGGUCAUUUACCUGACAUAUUUGAUUCUAUAAAUAUUACAUUAUAUAGGAUGAGGAGAUUAUUAGGGGUUAGAUCUCAUGAUGGAUCAAAGGCACAAGCUAAAGUAUCUAAGUUAAGAGAGGGUGAAUUACUUAUGGUUAAUAUUGGUUCUACCACGACAGGUGGUAGAGUUGCCAAAAUUAGAGAUGAUAGUGCUACAUUUCAAUUAUCAUCACCUGUAUGUUGUAGUGUUGGUGAUAAAUUGGCUAUUUCAAGGAGAGUAGACAAACAUUGGAGAUUAAUUGGUUUUGGGGACAUAUUAUCAGGUACAACAGUACAAUGUAUUGAGGGUUGGUAA